Fulvia fulva is the source of this 825-nucleotide messenger RNA. Its product is annotated as Oil body-associated protein 1A. The transcript has 2 exons. Bases 1 to 825 code for a protein of 274 amino acids. The record is from RefSeq and is a predicted model, not a curated record. Lineage: Eukaryota; Fungi; Ascomycota; Dothideomycetes; Mycosphaerellales; Mycosphaerellaceae.
AUGACGUCAAAAAGACGAGUAUUUCAAUGUUCAUGCUGUUCCCCAUCACUCGUACAUCUCCUAGUCAUCCUGGGUAGCUUCUACAUCUACUACAAAGAUCAACUAGCUGACACAGCUCCCUCGAUUCACACAACCACCUCUACGAAUACCAAAAUGGACGCAAUCCCCGUGUCGAACGAAGCAAAAGGCGAGCCGGAAUCGCUCACCAACAAAACGCUCGAGACCGGAGCGGCGAUGGUGCAGAGCUUCGAUCCUCCCAAGCGACUCUGUGCUCAUUUCAACGCCUUCCACGUCUACGUCAAUGAACCCAGCCGCGUCUCAGAAGCAAACCACUACUGUGCCCACGUCAACGACGAAGUCAGGCAAUGUCUCCUCUACGACUCGCCACUUCCGACAGCAAAGCUCAUUGGAGUCGAGUAUAUGGUCUCCGAACGCAUCUUCAACGAACUUGACCCCGGGGAGCAGAAACUCUGGCACUCGCACGUCUUUGAGGUCAAAUCAGGCAUGCUCAUUAUGCCCACGCCGCCAGGUGUCCCUCAGUCAGCAUGGGAGAUCGCCGAGAACAAGGAGAUGGAGCAGGUUGUGCAUCUUUAUGGCAAAGUGUAUAACCUGUGGCAAACCGAUCGUGGCGACAAGGUUCCGCUCGGACAGCCACAGCUGAUGACUAGUUUCACCGCCAAGGAUCAUUUCGACUUUGACAAGUACGUCGGUGAUCGUGACCGCCGAUUUGGUGUCGACAGCAAGCACAAGGCUGAGGUGCGGGCCUAUAUCGAGGAGCCCAAGACCCAUCCAAAUGCGGAUGCUCUAUGGAACGGCAAGGCAUAG